GCGCGAAUGUGCAGACUCUCCGAACAGAUGCGCGCGAGUAGAGGUAGAAUUCCUGAGGACACUCGGCAUUGAUCCCUGGACGCGCAAGCGCCGACCAGUAGUGUAUCUUCACCUACUUCCAUCGCUCCCGGUCGUCGAUAAAUCCGCGAAAGUCCGGAACGUAACGCGGUCAUCUAUUUUCGUUUAUUUGAAGAGACGAUCGUCUCCCUCGACGUUGCUGGUUCCAGCCAAGGUAAACGAAAGGACGUCCGAUGUCGGCUCUCCUAGAUGUAUGCGGAAAUGAUACUGGUUCGCCAUCGAUAUCGAAGGCUGACGACAAUCUGUCCAACAGUGACGGACCCCUGAUUAAGGGCAUUAUUCGACAAAAUAGUUGCGGUAGCAUGCAUGCAAGGACAAUCGCUUCCUCGUAUGGCAUGUCAUUGACAGGCGAAAAGUCCAUUAAGAGACGUUAUUGUCUCUGGACGUUGACUUUGAUCCUGGCGAUAAUUGGCCUCUGCAAUCUUUUUCUCAACAUUACUGUCAUUGCUGUUUUACGCAUAAGUCAGGGAAUGGAAGCUAUGGAAGUAAUUCCAGACGAAAAUCUUGUCAAGUUUUAUGGAAGGACAGAUUUGGACAAGAUAUCCCUGCAAUCGGGCAUCUGUCAGAGUUACGGCGACGAGCCGAUGGAAAUAUCCGGCGACGAGGCUGGAAUUCGCGUCGACGUGAGGAGCCGCGGACGUAUCUACGAGGCGCAUCCAAAGCUGGGCGUUCUACCGAACGGUACCACUAUGUCGCAGGUGGAAUCAUUUGAGGUGAAGGAUCCGCGUACGGGUGCGAUCUACUUCACCACGGAUUUCCCGAACUUUGGUCUACCGAACGGUGUCGAGACAAUCGAUGUGAGGAUCGCGGAAACCCAUCGAAUCACGUCGCCGGUCAACGAGAGUCUGGCGAUCAAGUCCGAGAAUGAAGUCUCGUUGCAUGGCGCGGAGGGUGUGCACAUGGAGAGCAAGGACAUCGUGUGGAGUGCCGAUCUCGACAUCUUCUUAAAGAGCGUGAACGGCAGCGUCGUGCUGGACGCCAAGGAUGGCAUCUCCAUCAACGUGGAGAAUAUCCCAGUGGCGCCGAUGUUCCUGCAAAGCCCAACCGAGAGCCAGGAGCAGUACAAAGUCUGCGUGUGCAUGCCUCAGGGCAAACUCUUCAAGAUGCCAAUUCGCCCAGGCACCAGUUCCCGUACAGUUAACUGCGCGCGGGUCGCCAGAAACCCAGAGAACGAUCCUUGCUUACAUUAGAUUAUCAAAUGAAGACUGAUAUUUUCUAUCACUUCGUUGAGAGACAUGCAUAUCACUGCCAGAUUGUAAGUGCAUACGAAAUGUAAGCACAUACUAUCUAGAGAGGCCUAAUGUAUCACCAUCAGUCGACAGUACGUGGAAGAGUAUAUGCGAUAUAUAAAGAAACGGCUGAUUUCUUAACCACGGAAUUUACACGGCAUCCGUGCAAUAAUCAUUAUGUUAACCAAAUGAAAUUGGAUACAUGUUUCGAUGAAAAAUAUUUACAAGACUAAACCUCAGAGAUUAAAUCUCUGGCAUUCAUACAACUGUCGUUAAAAGCAUAGGUGCUUAAAGUGUUAUACGUGCAGAAAAUAAUUAGAAGUAGAACAAAUAAUUUAAUCGAGUAGAGUGCACAUUAGUCUAAAUUUUAUUUUAAAUCUCACAUUCACAUAUUUUCAUUGCCGGAUUGAUUGUGGUGCGAAUAUUAACACCAUAUAAAAGUA
Molecule: messenger RNA, 1750 nt
Organism: Monomorium pharaonis (pharaoh ant)
Lineage: Eukaryota; Metazoa; Arthropoda; Insecta; Hymenoptera; Formicidae
Gene: Scgbeta
Exons: 4
Coding region: 252-1268 (338 amino acids)
Biological process (GO): muscle organ development
Cellular component (GO): sarcoglycan complex; sarcolemma
Source: RefSeq, a predicted model, not a curated record